Molecule: messenger RNA, 2677 nt
Organism: Ochotona curzoniae (black-lipped pika)
Lineage: Eukaryota; Metazoa; Chordata; Mammalia; Lagomorpha; Ochotonidae
Gene: TCF4
Product: transcription factor 4
Exons: 19
Coding region: 553-2493 (646 amino acids)
Biological process (GO): regulation of transcription by RNA polymerase II
Cellular component (GO): transcription regulator complex
Molecular function (GO): protein dimerization activity; DNA-binding transcription factor activity, RNA polymerase II-specific; RNA polymerase II cis-regulatory region sequence-specific DNA binding
Source: RefSeq, a predicted model, not a curated record
GGAGCAGCCGCGGCCGCAGCGCCUUCUCUUUAUAAGCCCGCAGUGCCCGGAUGUGAAUGGAUUACAAUGUAUCUUUCAGGGAAACCUAUUAUUAUCAAUGUGACUCCACGGGGGAGUCAAUGGUGAUGAGGAGGAGGAGGAGGAGGAUGAGGAGACACCUCUAAACUUGGAGCAAGUUUAAGACUUUGUAAGAGGAGAAGAAAAAACACCCACCAACAAGAUUUGUUUGAGGAACAAUUAUAACUAUCCAGUGUUGAUUUUUUUUUUUGGUAAACAAUAAGAAAAAGUUGUUGGAUUUUUUUUUAAUGUUUUCUUUUUUGGGGGAGGGCAUUUUGUUGCAGUUUUAUGGUGGAAAAUGCAAAACCCAGAACCCAGUGCAUAAUCUUGUAAUCUGUGGAUAUCCCUGGAGCAGAACUGAGUACCACUUAAAGUACUUUUUGGGGGAUACACAUGUGAAAUACUAAAUACUUGCAGAAGAUUUUUUUGUCUGUCUUUUAAAAGUUUUUUUUUUUUUCCCUUGGAAUAUUGUGAACUUAUUUGUGGCCAUUUAAGAUGUUUUCACCUCCUGUAAGCAGUGGCAAAAAUGGACCAACUUCUUUGGCGAGUGGACAUUUUACUGGCUCAAACGUAGAAGACAGAAGUAGCUCAGGAUCCUGGGGGAAUGGAGGCCAUCCAAGCCCGUCCAGGAACUAUGGAGAUGGGACUCCCUAUGACCACAUGACCAGCAGGGACCUUGGAUCACAUGACAAUCUGUCUCCACCUUUUGUCAAUUCCAGGAUACAAAGUAAAACGGAAAGGGGCUCCUACUCAUCUUAUGGGAGAGAAUCAAACUUACAGGGUUGCCACCAGCAAAGUCUCCUUGGAGGUGACAUGGAUAUGGGCAACCCAGGAACCCUUUCCCCCACCAAGCCUGGCUCCCAGUACUAUCAGUAUUCUAGCAAUAACCCCCGCAGAAGGCCUCUUCCCGGUACUGCCAUGGAGGUACAGACAAAGAAAGUUCGAAAAGUUCCUCCAGGUUUGCCGUCUUCAGUCUACGCCCCAUCAGCCAGCACUGCCGACUACAAUAGGGACUCGCCAGGCUACCCUUCCUCAAAACCAGCAGCCAGCACUUUCCCUAGCUCCUUCUUCAUGCAAGAUGGCCAUCACAGCAGUGACCCUUGGAGCUCCUCCAGUGGGAUGAAUCAGCCUGGCUACGGAGGAAUGUUGGGCAACUCUCAUAUUCCCCAGUCUAGCAGCUACUGUAGCCUGCACCCACAUGAACGUUUGAGCUACCCAUCACACUCCUCAGCAGACAUCAAUUCCAGUCUUCCUCCGAUGUCCACUUUCCAUCGUAGUGGUACAAACCAUUACAGCACCUCUUCCUGCACACCUCCCGCCAACGGAACAGACAGUAUAAUGGCAAACAGAGGAAGCGGGGCAGCAGGCAGCUCCCAGACUGGAGAUGCCCUGGGGAAAGCACUUGCUUCGAUCUAUUCUCCAGAUCACACUAACAACAGCUUCUCCUCAAACCCUUCGACUCCUGUUGGCUCUCCACCUUCACUCUCAGCAGGCACGGCUGUGUGGUCCAGAAACGGAGGACAGGCCUCCUCCUCUCCCAACUACGAGGGACCCUUACACUCUUUGCAAAGCCGAAUUGAAGAUCGUUUGGAAAGACUGGAUGAUGCUAUUCACGUUCUCCGGAAUCAUGCAGUGGGCCCAUCCACAGCUAUGCCCGGUGGUCAUGGGGACAUGCAUGGAAUCAUCGGACCUUCUCAUAAUGGAGCCAUGGGUGGUCUGGGCUCAGGGUAUGGAACCGGCCUUCUGUCAGCCAACAGACAUUCGCUCAUGGUUGGGGCCCACCGUGAGGACGGCGUGGCCCUGAGAGGCAGCCAUUCCCUUCUGCCAAAUCAGGUUCCGGUUCCUCAGCUUCCUGUCCAGUCUGCAACUUCCCCUGACUUGAACCCACCCCAGGAUCCGUACAGAGGCAUGCCACCGGGACUGCAGGGGCAGAGCGUCUCCUCCGGCAGCUCUGAGAUCAAGUCUGAUGACGAGGGUGAUGAGAACCUGCAGGACGCCAAGUCUUCCGAGGACAAGAAACUGGAUGACGACAAGAAGGAUAUCAAAUCAAUUACUAGGUCAAGAUCUAGCAAUAAUGACGAUGAGGACCUGACCCCUGAGCAGAAGGCUGAGCGUGAGAAGGAGCGGAGGAUGGCCAACAACGCCCGCGAGCGCCUGCGCGUGCGCGACAUCAAUGAGGCGUUCAAGGAGCUGGGCCGCAUGGUGCAGCUGCACCUCAAGAGUGACAAGCCACAGACCAAGCUCCUGAUCCUGCACCAGGCCGUGGCCGUCAUCCUCAGCCUGGAGCAGCAAGUCCGAGAAAGGAACCUCAAUCCGAAAGCAGCCUGUCUGAAAAGAAGGGAGGAAGAGAAGGUGUCCUCGGAGCCGCCGCCCCUCUCCUUGGCCGGCCCCCACCCUGCGAUGGGAGACGCUUCCAAUCACAUGGGACAGAUGUAAAAGGGUCCAAGUUGCCACAUUGCUUCAUUAAAACAAGAGACCACUUCCUUAACAGCUGUAUUAUCUUAAACCCACAUAAACACUUCUCCUUAACCCCUUUUUUUGUAAUAUAAGACAAGUCUGAGUAGUUACGAAUCGCAGACGCAAGAGGUUUCAGCAUUCCCAAUUAUCAAAAAACAGAAAA